AGAAUCAAGACCGUGACGUUCAAUUUCUAAUGCAAAAGGGGAAAACGCGCUGCUGGUACACUGACUGCUUUUCUAUGUCGCUAACGCCACCAAAAAACCCAAACUGGUGCUUUAUUAUUAUUGGGAGAUAGAUAGAGAAAUCAGAAUAUCCGAGGAGUCAUGAACGCAGCAAGGAAAGUUGUCAGUGGGAAGGCUUCAAGAUGGUGAAAUUUGGGCUCCAGUUCAAAGCCACUCUGGAGAAUGUCACCAACGUGAGACCACUGGGAGAAGACUUCCGCUGGUUUCUGAAGCUGAAGUGUGGGAACUGUGGCGAGAUCCCGGACAAAUGGCAGUAUGUUACCCUAGUGGAGAGUGUGCCACUGAAAGGAGGAAGAGGCAGUGCCAGCAUGGUGCAGAAGUGUAAACUCUGUGCUAGGGAAAAUUCAAUUGAUAUCCUGGGAGACACAAUCACACCUUAUAACGCCGAGGACAGUGAAAGCUUCAAAACAAUGGUGCAGUUUGAGUGUCGAGGUUUGGAGCCUGUUGACUUCCAACCACAAGCUGGCUUUGCUGCACAAGGAGCAGAGUCUGGGACACCAUUUCCUGAUAUCAACCUACUCGAAAAAGACUGGACCGACUAUGAUGAGAAAGUCAGCGAGUCGGUGGGAAUAUACGAGGUCACGCACAAGUUCAUCAAGUGCUGAUGCUGCGGUCAUCAUGUGAUGAGCCUCUGAGGAGGGAGAAUGAACACUACGGCCAAACAUCUUCAGGCCUGUUUCCCGGAAACAGCAACGCUUCAGACUCUGAGGUGGCUUGGUUUGGUUGACGAUGAACAUUAGGAGUCAUGGAUUAACAGCACAGGUUGCCUCCAUACACACAUCUGGGAUUGAUCGACGUGCUCAACGGAGAAGGCUUCUGGGUUUUUUUUUCACUGUCUCAAUAAAAUUGAAGGGUGAAACUUU
This is a messenger RNA of Toxotes jaculatrix (banded archerfish), 941 nucleotides long. RefSeq names its product CXXC motif containing zinc binding protein (gene czib). The record is from RefSeq and is a predicted model, not a curated record. The coding region runs from base 201 to 683 and encodes 160 amino acids. NCBI's taxonomy places the organism in Eukaryota, Metazoa, Chordata, Actinopteri, Toxotidae. Gene Ontology annotation, molecular function: zinc ion binding. The transcript is spliced from 8 exons.